Chinchilla lanigera (long-tailed chinchilla) is the source of this 2664-nucleotide messenger RNA. RefSeq names its product chemokine (C-C motif) receptor 9 (gene Ccr9). The transcript has 3 exons. Bases 401 to 1510 code for a protein of 369 amino acids. Gene Ontology annotation, molecular function: C-C chemokine receptor activity. The record is from RefSeq and is a predicted model, not a curated record. Gene Ontology annotation, biological process: immune response; G protein-coupled receptor signaling pathway; chemotaxis. NCBI's taxonomy places the organism in Eukaryota, Metazoa, Chordata, Mammalia, Rodentia, Chinchillidae. Gene Ontology annotation, cellular component: membrane.
UUGUCCUUCACACUCGCCCUGCCUCUCUGGUUCUGAACGCGCCUGCUGUGCUGAGGUGUCGGGGAGCGGCCGCAGAGGCCUGUGAGCGCCCGCUGCCCCGCACUGGGGAGCCCUCCCGGCCCCUCGGCCGAGGGAACCCAGAGGGGGCCUUUCGGAGCCCUUCCUUCCCCUUCCUCCAGCGUUUGCCCACCUGCUCUGAAGCCGGCUUGCACGGGAGGCCCCUGGAGCCCGAAGGGCAGGGGCUGAGGCUCAGAGCAGCUGGCUCAGAGUCCCCGCCCCAGGCGGAGAGAGUGGAGAGCUGCAGAAAAUGCAGAGAUGCUUCCACUUCACAUGGCAAAUUGGAGAAAGAGCCAAGCGGGCGCCGCAUUCCUGCCGGAAGCAGGACUGUACCUGACCGGCCAUGACAUCCACAGAGUUCGCAAACCUUAUUCCGAAUAUGUCUGGUGACUACAGCUACGAUGCCACAGCUUCUGGGGAUGACGACGUGACCUUCAACUUCCCGGAAGUCUUCUGCAAUAAGUCCAGUGUCAGGCAGUUUGCCAGUCAAUUCCUGCCACCCUUGUACUGGCUCGUAUUCAUCGUGGGCACGGUGGGCAACAGCCUGGUCGUCCUUGUCUACUGGUACUGCACGAGAGUGAAGACCAUGACCGACAUGUUCCUUCUGAACCUGGCAAUUGCUGACCUCCUCUUCCUGGGCACCCUCCCCUUCUGGGCCAUCGCCGCCGCGGACCAGUGGAAGUUCCAGACCCUGGCAUGCAAGGUGGUCAACGGGCUGUUCUGGAUGAACUUCUACAGCUGCGUGCUGCUGCUCAUGUGCAUCAGCGUGGACCGGUACAUCGCCAUCGCCCAGGCCAUGAAGGCGCAGAUCUGGAGGCGGAAACGCCUCGUGUACAGCAAAAUGGUUUGCUGCACCAUCUGGGUGAUGGCCGUGGCGCUCUGCACCCCGGAAAUCCUGUUCAGCCAAGUCAAGAGGGAAUCUGGCGUCUCGGCCUGCACCAUGGUGUACCCGAGGGAUGACAGCACCAAAGCUAAGUCGGCUGUCUUGACGCUGAAGGUCAUCCUGGGGUUCUUCCUGCCCUUCGUGGUCAUGGCUUUCUGCUACACCAUCAUCAUUCACACCCUGAAGCAGGCCAAGAGGUCGUCCAAGCACAAGGCCCUCAGGGUGACCACCGCUGUCCUCAGCGUCUUUGUCUUGUCUCAGUUCCCCUACAGCUGUGUCCUGCUGGUGCGCACCAUAGACGCUUACACUGCGUUCCUCUCUAGCUGCGCCAUUUCCACCAACAUUGACCUCUGUCUCCACGUCACGCAGACCCUCGCCUUCUUCCACAGCUGCCUGAACCCCGUUCUCUAUGUGUUUGUGGGUGAGCGGUUCCGCCGGGAUCUUGUGAAAACCCUGAAGAACUUGGGGUGCAUCAGCCAGGCCCAGUGGGUUUCCUACACAAGGCGACAGGGAAGCCUGAAGCUGUCAUCCAUGUUGCUGGAGACAACGUCAGGCGCGCUGUCCCUGUAAAGGUGUCCGCUCCGAGGCACACGGUCCAUCCUUCUGGAAGUAAUGGGACAGGCAGCCCCCAUUUCCCCACUGAGGGGACCAGAGGAGACCGAAGCUUAGAAAGGAAAUGAGGGGAGACAUGGAGAAAGGGAUGAUCGGAAGAGCAUUAUCACGUUCAGUCUUAAUUUGCCAAACUGGAGUUUUCGAAAUUGACUGCCGCAGAGGCCGCCGACGGGCUAGUGGCCGCGCUUCUGCAGACGGACGAGCAGCGGCGAGGCCCACCUGGGCGCACGCAUUGAUGCCGCCGGCCGGGAGCAGCCUCUGGGUUCGAGGCACUCUGUGAAUCGUCCUGGCCUCAGAGCGGGUGCUGCUUCUCCUGGAAGGAGCAGAUGAGCACCGGCCUCUCCACAGCCACCCAGCAGUGCGUUCCCGCACGUGUCUGUCUCCGGGACGUUACCCUCUGGGGUCCCCAUGUGGGUCUUACAGAUCCUCUCCCUAGAGCCUUUCCAAACAGCCUCAGGUCCGUUUCCUCUGCUGCCCUUGGCCCCCUCUAGGCCGGUGAUGAGGGACCUUAUUCCUCUUCUGAAACCGAGUGCAGGACCGCUCAGGGAGCCCCUGGACAACCGACCACACCAACAAGUCACCACAGGCUUUUAGCUCCAACCCAUUUCCGCAUUGUUCGGGAGGCCUGGGGCGCCAAGCCUGGCCACAGGGCUGACCGGGGUGAAGGUUCAGCUUGUCCGCCGGCAUCGUGCUGUGGUCUGAACAGCCUGAGCAAGCACCGCGGUGCUCCGCGUUACCGGGCACAGCCCUGGCGUGGCUGCGUGGCCCUGGGGCCAGACCUUCGCCUGCUCCCUGGAGGGUGGGUUGGCACUGUUGUUCUCUUCCAUGGCCCAGUGCUUCUUCCCCGUUUCUUCCUCUCUAGUGCUUGCGUUUUGUUAGCUUUUCACCCUAGAAACUAGGCUGAAAAAAUAUGUACUAUAAAUCAUUUUUGCUUUGUGUCUUUCACUGUUUGGCAGAUUUAUCACAUUUGAAAACAUUGGAGAAGUGCUUUUUAAUGUGUAUUUAAAAUAUUGAUUACUUGCUCUUUAUUUUCUUAGUAUUUUAAGUGGGUGUAACUAAGGGAUCAAAUAGACAAUGAAUGGGAAGAGGAAGAGAAAUAAAAUCUCCAAUGA